GCGCCCGUAACGGCGGCACGGUAGCCAGCGGAGGCAGAAGGCCACCAGAGCGAGACGCUUGGGCCAUGGGACAGCUUGUCCGGAACGAAGCUAACGAUUCCCACCUCCCCGUACUGCCCAACGCCUGCCGCAGCCGGGGCUCCGCCCCAUCCCCGGAGCCGUCAUCUCUGGCCCGGGAGCCGCCGGGACCGUCAUGCACUCUCUCGCGCUCCGUAAGCGGAGGCUUCUGCCCCCAACAAAGAUGGCUGCCUACUCUGUCCUACUCUGCCCUUCGGCCGGCGUCGAAUGCCAGACUUUCACUUUCGGGUCACUGUUGACGGGGAUGGCGGCGAUUCCGAAGACUGUGGGGCUGGUCAAGCUAGGUAAGCAGGUGAGACAAGACCGGAGGGGGUCCAGGAAGACUGGGGCAGCCCCAAUUAGAUCUGUUUUCAGUAGGAUUUUGUGCUUCACGCGAUGGGCAGAGGGCUUCAGCUCACCUACCCCGAGGCCCCCAGACGCGCCGCCGCCUUCCUUUCCUAUAGACUGUCCUCUGCGGCCCGGCUGCCCGCUGGGGGUCGCUGCUGUCCCCAAACUCUGCAAGGAAUUCGGUCUCUUGGAUCGGGCAGACGAGGACAUAGUGGAUAUUUUUCGACGGCUUGUGGAGAAUGAUCCCCAGGGCCUGCGUCGGAUCCGUGUGGGUGGGAGCGGCAGGCAGCUGCAGCUGUGGCACCGUGGUGGGGAAUUCCCUCCGGACCAUUUCUGUUAUGAGGGGGAAACUACUGGACAGAAUGACAAGGCCAAGGAGGCUGAGAGACUGGGCACCUACUGUGGUCUCCAAAAGUCCUUCCUAUACCCUCCACGAGGGUCUAAGCCCUGCCCUCAAAGCCCUUCUGCCUCAGCAUCCUGCCUCAGUGACUCAGACAACCUGCUUCAGGUGGCCAUGCCGCAGAAGCUCCUGCUGACUGAAGAGGAAGCCAACCGCCUGGCUGAGGAGCUGGUGUCUGAGCAGGAGCGCAUGAAACAGAAAGCAGAGAAGAAACGACUCAAAAAGAAGCGUCAUGACAAAAGGAUCGGAAGCGAAGGGAGCGUUUGGAGCAGGAUGGCGGGGAGUCCAACGCGAAUGUCUACAGAUGGGGAUGGGAGCCCACCGUCCAGCUCUGGGAACCCAGCUCAGGGACAGUGUUGCGAGGAAGAGGACUCACUGGAUCUAUCUAGUACCUUUGUGUCUCUGGCUUUGUUCAAGGUUGUGGAUUGGCCCCCCAGUGCCUGCAGAGAAAAGGGACUGAGUCAGGAGCCCCAAGGCAGGAGCUUGGGUCCCCAAGAGAAGAUGAGUUAGGAGGAAGGAAGCACUCCAAAAGAAGAGAGCUCCAGGCAGAGUCAUAAGGCAGAGGCAUCUCUAGAAUUGCUGGCAGCUGCCUUACAACAGAGCCAGGAGUGAGCAGAGUUUGGUACCAGCUUUGCCCAAAUUGGUUUCCACCACAAGGCCGUGGUCCUUUUCACCCAGGCCUCGAAGCUCAACCCCCGGGACCACCGGUUAUUUGGAAGUCACUCAUUCUGCCAUGAACGGCCGGGUCAGCCGGUGUGGGCCCUGGCUGAUGCCCAGGUAGCCCGCCCUUUGUAGCCUGGCUGGCCCUGGGGCCUCUUUCACCUGGGCAAAGGCUUGAUGGGACUGCAGCGUUUCGAAGAGGCAGCUGCUGUGCUCCGGGAGACUCUGAGAGGCGGGUCCCAGCCUGACGCAGCCUGGGAGCGCCACUCCUGCCUUCUACAACUUGCUCUGCAGGACCAGCGGGGAGGAAGCCCUGGGCUGCCUCUGUCAACUGGAUUCCCCUAUGCAUUUCCCCAUGUUGAGCUGGGGCCUUCAGGUCUCCAUUCCCUCAGUUGCCCUGGAAGCACUGCUCCGAGGGCCCCUGGCCUUCUGUCUCCACCCUUGCAUUAUCCCCCACAUCACCUGAGCCACUCCAGCUGGUCCCUCCCCCAUACUCGGAGCAGAAGACCCUGUCCUCUCCAUUUCCAGGACUCCUCAAAGGGCUGGGGCAUCCUGGGACUUGGGCCCCAGCACCUACCUCACACCAGAUGAAGGAGGACCUGUCCCUAAUAAGGUAAGGCCAUGUGUGCAUCCCACAGGGAUGAAGGACACUGUAUGGUAGCAGUUCACUGCACAUUUUGAGACCUGUACUCUAAUACCAUGGUUGGGAACAUCCCUGGCAGUCAUGCCUCUUGCCACAGAGACCUUCUGAUGAGAGAAAGGAGCCCUACAUCCACUGAAAUAGGCUUCCUUUGGUUUUAAGCAGAUGGCUUCUUCUGGGAGCAGUAAGGAAAAAUGAAAUCCCCCAAGGCUCAAGAAGGGAUCUGUACCAAAGUUCAGGUUUUCAGACUAUAACAGACCUGGCAGUGGGGGCAUUUGAGGCUUGCCCUGCUUCUUGGCCCUGGGGGACUCACUCACCGGCCAGAUCUCUGUGCUCAGGAUGGGGUCACAGUAAUGAAUAAGGCCCAAGUCUCGCCCUUCAGCUUGACAGAUGCUCACUUCUUCCCAAUCCCAGUUCUUGCCCUGUUUUCUCAAGCCUGAGCUCCUCAUGCCCUGAUGCUCACCUCCUCCCACUGCUAGAAGAUUCACCAAGGGUUUGUAUUUACCAGCUUACCAGCUCCUGCCUGGAGCUGGCAGAGCCCAUACAUCUCCACGUACCUGCACUGCUGGCUCUCCCACUGAUGGGGCCUUAGCAGGAACCCAGGCUUCUGCUACUUUGGUCAUGGUCUUUCUCCACUCCAGCACUGGGCAUUGUAACCAGCCUUUCCCCCAUGUGAAUUUACAUAAUUUUUUCCACCCAGGAUCACUGCCCCUAAAGAAGGCUAAAAUCCUCUACUUUCUGUAUAAGAAUCAUGACCUCCUUCUGGUUUCUCCUCUAAGGUCCUGGCAGCUGCUCCUGGCUGGUUCCUCCCUAGCUCUGCCUGGGACUCUCAGCUCAUUUAAAUAUGGAUCUGCAGGGGACUUUUAGGCCUCCAGAAUGCCUUUCCUAGAGGAACCAU
Molecule: messenger RNA, 3003 nt
Organism: Delphinapterus leucas (beluga whale)
Lineage: Eukaryota; Metazoa; Chordata; Mammalia; Artiodactyla; Monodontidae
Source: RefSeq, a predicted model, not a curated record